AUGGAGAGGCUUGCAAAGAUGUACAUUGAAAGGAUUGUCAAUUUGCAUGGUAUUCCGUCUAGCAUUGUAUAUGAUAGAUAUCCAAGGUUUACUCUAGAUUUUGAGAAGAUUUACAAAGUGCUUUGGAGAGUAGGUAAAGUGGCUUAUCAUAUUGCUAUGCCACCGUCGCUUCCUAAUCUCUAUUAUGUGUUCCAUGUGUCUCAGUUGAGGAGGUAUAUUGCGGAUCCUUCGCAUGUAGUACAAGUAGAUGAUGUGAAAGUGAGGGAUAAUCUUACUAUGGAGACAUUACCUAUGAGGAUAGAGGAUCGGGAGUUGAAGAAACUCCAUGGUAAAGAGAUUGCUUUGGUGAAGGUCGUUUGGGGAGGACCAGCAUAUGGGAAUGUGACUUGGCAACUCGAGAGUAAGAUGAGGAAGUCGUAUCCUGAGUUGUUCGUUUGA
Messenger RNA from Vicia villosa (hairy vetch), 438 nucleotides. RefSeq lists its product as uncharacterized. NCBI's taxonomy places the organism in Eukaryota, Viridiplantae, Streptophyta, Magnoliopsida, Fabales, Fabaceae. Bases 1 to 438 code for a protein of 145 amino acids. The transcript has 2 exons. The record is from RefSeq and is a predicted model, not a curated record.